Messenger RNA from Xylaria bambusicola, 2624 nucleotides. RefSeq names its product phenylalanyl-tRNA synthetase. Gene Ontology annotation, biological process: phenylalanyl-tRNA aminoacylation. NCBI's taxonomy places the organism in Eukaryota, Fungi, Ascomycota, Sordariomycetes, Xylariales, Xylariaceae. Gene Ontology annotation, cellular component: phenylalanine-tRNA ligase complex; cytoplasm. Gene Ontology annotation, molecular function: ATP binding; phenylalanine-tRNA ligase activity; RNA binding. The transcript is spliced from 6 exons. The coding region runs from base 526 to 2262 and encodes 578 amino acids. The record is from RefSeq and is a predicted model, not a curated record.
GGAUCACUACCUCUGACUUCCAAUUCCAGGCUUGGUACCUACCUACCUAGGUAGGUACCUGCAGAGGGUCAGAGAGGGUCUUGAGGGUGCAACACAGGUAUACCGAGUACUUGAGUACAAGCCCAAUGGUCUGCCAAUGGGCAGAUCGUGGUAAGGUUACCUGGGGGGUCUUGGCGAAGGGCGGCAGUGAAGAAUGACGCCCCAUACGAAGGCAAACUCGAAUGGAGGGGCAGCAAUGCACUGUGAAAAAAUUAUUGAGGAUAGAAUAUGGUAGAGCCGAACCAGGUCCGAUUACCGCCCCUUGAAUACAACACAUACCAGGUUCCUACAGCGUACCUAGAGCUCACUACAGGUACCUAAAUAAGUGCCUAGGUACCCUUACAACUCACCUAGGGUAGGCUGGAAGAUAAGCAUCCAAGCAUGGUGGGGGUGGGGUUCUUUGGGUUAACACCGUCCCUCGUUCGUAGACUGAUUGACCGUUGUGACUCAAAUAAAUAAGACUGCACACUUUCACGAUCCGCCAAAAUGCCCACCAUAGGCGUAGAUAAAGAGGACUUCUUCGUGGCGCUGGGCCAGCGGUUCACAGCCGACGAGUUUCAGGCCCUAUGCUUCGACUACGGUAUAGAACUCGACGAGGAUACCGAAGACGACCCGUCACGACCUGCAGAUGAGAAGCCCCAGCUGAAAAUAGAGGUGCCUGCCAACAGGAGUGACCUGUUGUGCUUUGAAGGCCUGGCCCGCAGCCUAAACAUUUUCCGCGGCAAGCAAUCCGCGCCGACAUACAAAGUGCUUGACCUUCCCCAAGAUCGCAUGCAUCAUGUCACCGUCGCGAAAGAGACGGCUGCCGUGCGGCCAUUCAUCGCAGCGGCUAUUCUUCGUGGCGUCAAGUUUACUCAAGCUUCAUAUGACUCCUUCAUCGGCCUUCAGGACAAGCUCCAUCAGAACCUAGCACGCCAAAGAACUCUAGUUGCGAUUGGAACUCACGACCUCGAUGCCUUGCAGGGGCCCUUCACUUACGAAGCUCGAGAACCUGGGAAUAUCCGAUUUGCGCCUCUGAACCAGACAAAAGAGAUGGAUGGCAAUGAGCUGAUGACACAUUUGGAGAACGACAAGCACUUGAGCCGCUACCUACAUAUAAUCCGCGAGGCACCUCGGUACCCAGUCAUCUACGACUCCAAGGGGGUUGUCUGCUCCUUACCUCCAAUUAUCAACGGUAACCAUUCAAAGAUUACCCUAAACACGACAAACGUCUUUAUCGAGUUGACGGCCACUGAUCGAACGAAACUCGAGAUGAUCUGUAACGCCAUGGUGACGAUGUUUUCAGAAUACUGUUCCGAGCCUUUCACUGUGGAACCCGUGCUAAUUAAGGAGGCUGAUGGAACGACAAAGGUCACACCUAACCUUUCGCCAGUGAGGAUGGAGGUAGAGGUGGAUUAUCUUAAUCAGUGCUGUGGGUUGGACCUAUCUGCAGAUGCCAUUUGCAAGCUCUUGGAGAAAAUGGCGUAUACAUCUCGACCCUUAGGAUCAAGCAUAGAAGUCUUCGUGCCACCAACGCGGCCGGAUGUGCUACAUGCUUGUGAUAUAAUGGAAGAUGUCGCCGUAGCAUAUGGUUUUAACAAAUUACCACGAGUCCUGUCGAACAAGUCAGCCACUGUUGGCAAACCACUGCCGAUAAACAAAUUCGCGGAUAUCGUACGCCUAGAGUGCGCAAUGGUCGGCUGGGUCGAAGCUAUGCCGCUCAUUCUCUGCUCGCACGAUGAGAACUUUGGUUGGCUUAACAGGCAUGAUGAUGGUACCACUGCUGUAAAGCUUGCAAACCCCAAGACAGCCGAAUACCAGGUUGUCCGUACGUCGCUCCUUCCAGGCCUGCUCAAGACUAUUCGUGACAACAAAUCUGUGCGCCUUCCUUUGAAAAUCUUCGAGGCAGCCGAUAUCUCGCUAAAGGACGACUCGCUGGAACGUCGUGCAAAGAACGAGAGGCAUUGGGGUGCAGCUUAUUAUGGAAAGACCAGCGGAUUCGAGGUCGUACAUGGACUUUUGGAUAGGAUUUUCCUUAUGCUUCGCAUACAGGAUUAUUAUAUCCAGGAGAUUUCUGACAAGACAUUCUUCCCUGGACGCGCGGCUGGGAUCUUCCUUGGAAAGAGAGGAGGAGAAAGCCGGCGUAUCGGAGAGCUCGGCGUGCUACAUCCUUCAGUACUUGAAAAGUUCGAGAUCAAGUAUCCCGUGAGUGUUCUUGAGCUCAAUUUGGAAGUCUUCUUAUAGAUGAUGAUAAACGUCAACUAUGAAUAAGUAUGCGUAAGUCCCUUAGAAUCAUAGCUGCCGCGCAGCUAGCAGGAAAAAGCGAAUAGAUUAGAAUGAUCCUAGCUAUCCAAGGUUAGGUAGCUUUCUACCAAAACGCGGAAUGCUAUUCAGUCACAAAACAGCAAGGUUUCUAAGUAUGCAUAUAUAUUAUAAAAAGAUGAAAAGUAAAAUGGAAUUAAACUCAUCCUUUAACGAUGGUCAUAUACCUAGCCCAUCCUAUCUAACCUAGAGUAAAUUUUGGGUACUACUAGCAGAGGUGGCAAGUUAGUGGGUCACUUUGCCUACAUACGGACUUUAACCCCCCAAUAACUCUUGCGUAUGUA